GCACCUGCCUUGUGAGCGAUGGAUGUAGUUUAUGAGGCCACUCUAAUGUCAGGGCAUUUCCUUUCUGAGAGUCCCAGUUCAUCCUUCCAGGGGGUCAGCUGUCUUCCUGGAGGGUCCCCUUUCCCAUAACAGUGUUCUUACCUUUUGUAGACCGUCAGAUGUACUGAUGAGUUGUUCACUACGUUCAUGAAGAGGUGUUUGUGAGUCACCAGGGAUUCAAUGUUCUGCAUCGUCCUAAAUAAAGCCUUAGACUGUAUCUGCUUUUGGAGCCAGCACUGUGAGAUCCAUGGGGAACGGAGUCAACUAAGAUAACUUUUAAGUUUCCUGUGCAUGGACCUGCAGUGUUCACAGGAUGGCUGCUCUUUUGCUAAAGAGGUUAACAUUACAAACUAUAAAAACGGAAAAUACUUGCAUUAGAAGACGUUUGGGUAAAUACGUCGUACAGAAGACGGCGCUGGCGGAACCAUCCCACAUUGCCUCUGCCCCAAGACCGUCCUGCCUCAUUCACGCAGAAGCUUUUAGUACUGAAGACACCCAGGACAAGAGAGAAAAGAAAAAAAAGAAUGAAACAGCUUUUCGUAACGUUGGAAGAAAAAUUAACGAGCGCAUCAUUCAGGUGCUGGACGAGAAGGGCAACGACCUGGGCCCCAUGCACCGAGCGAACGUGAUCAGGCUCAUGGCCGAGCAGGACCUGCGGCUGGUGCCGAGGGACCCCGGCGCCCAGCCCCCGCAGUACCAGCUCAUGACGGGCACGCAGAUCUACCAGGAGCGGCUCCGGCUCAGAGGGAUGGAGAGGGCCGAGCCCAAGCCUGGACCCACCCUGACAAAGGAACUGACUUUUUCUUCAAAUAUUGGACAACAUGAUUUGGACACAAAGAGUAAACAGAUUCAGCAGUGGAUCGAGAAAAAGUACAAAGUUCAAAUUACAAUAAAGAAAGGGAAGACUACAGAAGAGCCAGAAAACAAAAUGGAGGAGAUAUGUAAUCAAAUACUGCAGACUAUGCCUGGAAUAGCUACCUUCUCAUCCAGGCCACAGCCCAUCAGACGGGGCAAGGCUGUGAUGUGUGUGCUUCGUCCCUUGAGCCAAAAGGAAGACAAUGCUUGCAGAUCAGCUCUGGGGACCCAGAGGGGAGACGCUCUGAACAGAGGAGAUGGAAACGACGGAGCAUCCAAUGCUCUGCACCAGUGAUUUUAAUAAAAACGUGCUUCUGAGAGAAAAUAA
This is a messenger RNA of Lagenorhynchus albirostris (white-beaked dolphin), 1222 nucleotides long. It is a transcript of the gene MTIF3, whose product is annotated as mitochondrial translational initiation factor 3. The transcript is spliced from 4 exons. The record is from RefSeq and is a predicted model, not a curated record. Gene Ontology annotation, biological process: ribosome disassembly; mitochondrial translational initiation. The coding region runs from base 353 to 1189 and encodes 278 amino acids. NCBI's taxonomy places the organism in Eukaryota, Metazoa, Chordata, Mammalia, Artiodactyla, Delphinidae. Gene Ontology annotation, cellular component: mitochondrion. Gene Ontology annotation, molecular function: translation initiation factor activity; ribosome binding.